Ochotona princeps (American pika) is the source of this 722-nucleotide messenger RNA. It is a transcript of the gene CBY1, whose product is annotated as chibby 1, beta catenin antagonist. Gene Ontology annotation, biological process: negative regulation of Wnt signaling pathway. Gene Ontology annotation, cellular component: nucleus. The transcript is spliced from 5 exons. The record is from RefSeq and is a predicted model, not a curated record. The coding region runs from base 224 to 601 and encodes 125 amino acids. Lineage: Eukaryota; Metazoa; Chordata; Mammalia; Lagomorpha; Ochotonidae.
GGGACCCUCUCAGAACCGGGCACACCCCUGUUUCUUUGAUUGUAGUGGAGUCCGAGAGGAGGCUGCGCAGGCGCGUGGCGGACGGCGCGGGUCGGCCUCGGUCGCCUGCAGUGACCAGUUCCCGAGCGCGACCCUGGCGGGAGGUCUGGGGGUGCGCCUGGACCCCAGCCUCUGGGGAGCGUCAGGACCAGGGCACCUCAGCCUCUCCCUGCGCAGCCUGAGGAUGCCGCUCUUCGGGAACACCUUCAGUCCCAAGAAGACGCCGCCUCGCAAAUCUGCUUCUCUCUCCAACCUGCAUUCUCUGGAUCGGUCAACCCGGGAGGUGGAGCUGGGCCUCGACUAUGGAACCCCCACCAUGAACCUGGCAGGACAGAGCCUCAAGUUCGAGAACGGCCAGUGGAUCACAGAGGUCGGUGGUGCAGUGGACCGCAGGGAGGCACAGCGCCUCCGCCGGCGCAACCAGCAGCUGGAGGAAGAGAACAAUCUCCUGCGGCUGAAAGUGGACAUCCUGCUGGACAUGCUCUCAGAGACCACUGCUGAGUCCCACCUCAUGGAGAAGGAGCUUGAUGAACUGAAGAGUGCCGGCCGGAGGAGGAAGUGAAGGCCCACGGACGUUCAAGGGAGAGCAGGGUGCCCCCCACUGGCUGAGGGGAGGCACUGGCUGAGCAGGUGUUUGGGUUUAGUUUUUAUUUUUAGCCAAACUAAUGGACUGGGCCCUGGAA